Molecule: messenger RNA, 1697 nt
Organism: Dermacentor silvarum
Lineage: Eukaryota; Metazoa; Arthropoda; Arachnida; Ixodida; Ixodidae
Product: dual oxidase-like
Exons: 13
Coding region: 33-1697 (554 amino acids)
Biological process (GO): response to oxidative stress
Molecular function (GO): heme binding; peroxidase activity
Source: RefSeq, a predicted model, not a curated record
UUCAUGGUGCAGACGAGCCGUCGUCUUCUCGCAUGCACAUCGAGAAGCAGCGCUACGAUGGCUGGUAUAACAACCUGGCGCACCAGGACUGGGGAGCUGUUGAAAGCCAACUGGUGCGCAAGGCGCCCUCGUCGUAUGCGGACGGUGUCUACAUGAUCGCCGAGGGGCGGCCGAGCGCGCGCUCCCUGAGUCAGGAACUGUUCAAGGGCGAGGACGGGCUGCCUUCCUCCAGGAACAUCACUGUGCUCUUCGUCUUCUUCGGCCAGGUGAUUUCAUCGGAAAUCUUGAUGGCGAGCGAACCAGGCUGCCCCAUCGAGUUUCACCGCAUUCCUAUCAGCCGCUGUGACGAAAUGUAUGACAGCAAGUGCACGGGCCAGCGGUACAUGCCCUUCCACCGGGCUCACUACGAUGUCAAGACCGGACAGUCACCAAACAACCCCAGGGAACAGACGAACCUGGCGACCAGCUGGCUUGACGCCUCGUACGUGUACAGCACCAGCGAGACCUGGGCCAACACGAUGCGCUCAUUCGAGAAUGGCACCUUCCGCGUGGCCGAAGAUGGCCUGCCACCCAAGAACAAGGAGCGAGUCCCGCUGUUCAACUCGCCUCCGGCACGCUACCUGGGCGUCAUGAACCCAGAGCGCAUGUUCAUUUUGGGCGAUCCGCGGACCAACCAGAACCCUGGCCUGUUGGCGUUUGGCAUCCUAUUUUUUCGCUACCACAACGUGCACGCCCUGCGCAUUAAGGCUGAGCACCCGGACUGGACCGACGAAGAUAUUUUCCUGCAUGCCAGGAGGCACGUUAUUGCAGCACUGCAGAACGUCAUCAUGUACGAGUACGUGCCGGUGCUGUUGGGCGAGAAUGUCACCGAUUACACUGGAUACAAACCGGAUGUGCAUCCAGGCAUUAGCCACGAGUUUCAGGCAGCCGCCUUCCGGUUCCCCCAUACAUCUAUUCCUCCUGGCAUCUACCGCAGGGAUGGCUCUUGCCGUUUUCUUGACACAAAGAAUGGAUUCAAAGCCUUGCGGUUGUGCUCCACCUGGUGGCUUUCCGAGGAAGUGCUCCCUGCUUCUGGCAUUGACGAGCUCAUCCUGGGAAUGGCGUCUCAAAUCGCCGAGAAAGAAGACCACAUCCUCUGUUCGGACGUAAGGGACAAGCUGUUCGGCCCUGUGGAGUUUACGCGUCGUGACCUUGCGGCAUUGGACAUUAUGCGGGGCCGGGACAACGGGCUUCCAGACUACAACACAGUGCGCCGUCACCUGGGCUUACCGCCAAUCACCAACUGGACACAGAUCAACGAGAAACUCGCCCGCACAAACUCGGAGCUGUUCGACAAGCUUCGCAAGUUGUACCGUGACCAGCUGGACAAGGUGGAUCUGUUCGUGGGUGGCAUGCUGGAGUCCGACGAAGGCCGGCCUGGCCCGCUUUUUCGCAAAAUUAUCCGGGAGCAGUUCGAACGCCUCCGGGAUGCCGAUCGCUUCUGGUUUGAGAACCGGCAAAAUGGAAUGUUCUCGGCAAAAGAAAUCGAUAGGCAUCCGGAAGAUCCGCAUAUUGCUGCUUCUGCACAGCUGCACUUCGCACUGGAAUCGGCGCAGAUCAUCGCACGUGCAUACGUGAUCACCUGGCCACAAGCAAACUGCGACCAGGAGGUGCUACCGUCAGCUGUUUUCCGGCGGCACUGCAGCAUCACGGGAUAG